AUGUCUCAACCAAAUAAAAAAAGAAAAACUGUUGCACGAUAUGUAACAAAUCUAGGUUUUACUUUAAAACGGCUUACAGUUAUACCAGAAGGCCAUAAUACUCCUGAAACAAUUCAAAAAAGGAAAGAUUAUAUACAAAAAAUCUAUAAUGAAAAUAUUAAUAUUUAUAGUAAUAUAGUCUAUAUCGACGAAACUGGCUUUAAUUUACAUCUUUUCAAAUCAAGAGGUCGUGCACACCGUGGUCAACCUGCUAUUCGUAAAGUUGAAAGUAACAGAAGAAAAAAUAUCUUUGUUAUUGCUGCAAUUAAUAAAAAUGGAGUCUUGUAUUAUAAAUCUAUUUUGGGUUCAGUAAAUUCAGAAAUUUAUGCUACUUUUAUUUAUGAGCUUAUUAAUAUUAUUCCAAAUGGUAAAUUUUUAGCAAUGGAUAAUAUUGCUUUUCAUAGAUCAAAUAUAGUCAAAAGUGCUAUUGCAAAUACUACACAUAAAUUUUUAUAUUUGCCUCCUUAUUCUCCUUUUUUAAACCUAAUUGAGAAUUGGUUUUCAAAAGUUAAAGAUUCUGUUGCCAGAAAUCGGUUAAGAGAUCGAGAAACAAUUUUAAAUAGGAUGAACAAUGCAUUUAAUAAUGUUACAGAAGAAGAUUGUGAAGG
Molecule: messenger RNA, 647 nt
Organism: Racocetra fulgida
Lineage: Eukaryota; Fungi; Glomeromycota; Glomeromycetes; Diversisporales; Gigasporaceae
Source: the annotation of a GenBank genome assembly